CAGGGUGCUGACUGGUGCGGGGCAGCAGCAGCAGCAUCUUACACCCCCUGGAUCACCCUUGAAGCACCUCGUGCCGGCUACCAGCUGUCUGAGCCUCUGACCAUGGACUCGGUGACCGUCUAUCACGGGAACAUCAGCCGCGAGACGGGGGAGAAGCUGCUGCUCGCCACGGGCCUGGACGGCAGCUACCUGCUGCGGGACAGCGAGAGCAUGCCCGGCGUCUACUGCCUCUGUGUGCUGUAUCAAGGUUACAUUUAUACCUACCGAGUGUCCCAGUCAGAAACAGGUUCUUGGAGUGCUGAGACAGCACCUGGGGUACCAAAAAGAUUAUUCCGGAAAAUAAAAAAUCUCAUUUCAGCAUUUCAGAAGCCAGAUCAAGGCAUUGUAAUACCUUUGCAGUAUCCAGUAGAAAAGAAACCUUCACCUAGAGGUGCACAAGGUAUUGGAGAAGAGAAGACCCUGAUGUCUACAUGAAAGCACCAUGAAAAUACAUUUAUUUCAGAUAAUUUAAAUAGACUUUUAGGUGUUUUCUCUUGUAUAUAACCCCACAAUUUUGUAUAUUGUAGAUAAAAUUAAGCGAGGAACAAAAUCAUUUCUGAAAAUAUCGCGUUCUUGUAAUGGAAGCUUCUAGCCUUAUAUUAAAACGUCCAUGGCCUUUUCAUGUAAUCUGGAAUUUUAAAAUGAUAAUUGGGAGAAAAUUCUAUUGCAUUAAAAUUUUAUAUACUUUUUUCAAUUAUAUAUACAAAUAGGAAAUGUUUGGUUUUAAACCAAGUGUGAUGAUUG
Molecule: messenger RNA, 783 nt
Organism: Dromiciops gliroides (monito del monte)
Lineage: Eukaryota; Metazoa; Chordata; Mammalia; Microbiotheria; Microbiotheriidae
Gene: SH2D1A
Product: SH2 domain containing 1A
Exons: 4
Coding region: 103-474 (123 amino acids)
Source: RefSeq, a predicted model, not a curated record